Messenger RNA from Dermatophagoides pteronyssinus (European house dust mite), 2090 nucleotides. Its product is annotated as cytochrome P450 315a1, mitochondrial-like. Gene Ontology annotation, cellular component: mitochondrial inner membrane. Gene Ontology annotation, molecular function: oxidoreductase activity, acting on paired donors, with incorporation or reduction of molecular oxygen; heme binding; iron ion binding. Gene Ontology annotation, biological process: cholesterol metabolic process; C21-steroid hormone biosynthetic process; glucocorticoid biosynthetic process. The record is from RefSeq and is a predicted model, not a curated record. Lineage: Eukaryota; Metazoa; Arthropoda; Arachnida; Sarcoptiformes; Pyroglyphidae.
AAUUUUCAAUAAAUUUUAUAUAUGAUUUACAAGUGAUAAAAACAAAACAAAACAAUUUGACAAUGACAAUGCAUUCACAACGAUCAUCAACAAUUUUUUUAAUGAAAAAAUUUCUUAAUAAACAAUCAUCAUCAUCAUUAUCAACAUUAUGUUUGAAUUGUAAAAUGAUAAAAAAUCCAAAACAAACCCGGUAUAAUCUGGUCAAUGAAAAAUCUAAUAAUAAUAAUAAUGAUUACAUCAUCAAUAAUAAACGUAAUAUAAUGACAAUGAUAAUAAAUAGACAACAAACAACAACAAUGGAUACAACAACGAUGACGCAAUCUGAUCAAAUCCGGUGUCCAUUUAAACAACAUCAUCAAAAAACAACAACUAAUCUUAAUCAUCGACAACAACAACAACAUGAAAAAAAUCAAAUAAAAUUUGAAAAAAAUUAUAAAUCAUUUGAACAGAUACCAACACCGGCCGGUUUACCAAUAAUUGGAACAUUAUUCGAUUUAAUUCGUGCUGGUGGUGCUGAAUAUGUACAUCAAUAUUGUGAUAAACGACAUAAACAAUUAGGUUCAAUUUAUCGUGAAAAAUUGGGUAAUGUUGAAGCAGUAUUUGUUGCCGAUGCUGAACUUGUACAACAAGUUUAUAAACAUGAAGGAAAAUAUCCACAACAUAUGGUACCUGAACCAUGGAUUAUUUAUAAUCAAAAUAAAGGAAUUAAACGUGGUUUAUUUUUUAUGGAAGGUGAAGAAUGGAGUGCUCGUCGUAGUGCAUUAAAUAAAUUAUUUCUUAAACCGGAUAUUAUAAAUAAUUAUACUGGAGUUUUAAAUCAAGUUGUAAUCGAUAUUAUGGAUAAAUGGUCAACAAAAAUGAUGGCAAAUCAUACUGAUAAUAUAUUGAUUGAUGGAUUAGAAAAAGAGCUAUACAAUUGGUCAAUUGAAUCAUUAGGAACAAUGAUUUUUGGACGUCGUUUAGGUUGUAUAACACCACAACCAUCAAGUGCAUUACCCGAUAUACAUGAAUUUGUUAAUUGUGUACAAAGAAUUUUUGUUGAAUCGGCUAAUAUGCAAUUAAUACCACCAAAAUUAGCACAUUCAUUUCGUUUACCAGUAUGGAGAAGAUUUGAAUCAGCAGCUAAUAAUGCAUUAGAUUUAGCAUUUCAAUAUGUUGAUGAAAAUGCAAGACAAAUAAAAAAAGAAUCAAAUAAUAAUAAUCCGAAUAAUAAUCAGAAUAUUACGAAUCAAGGUAUUAUUAAACAAUUAUUGAAUGGUUGUGAUAUGAAAUUGGAUGAAAUAAGUCGUAUAAUUGUUGAUUUAUUUAUUGCUGCUGCUGAUACGACAUCACAUGCAACUCAAUGGGCAUUAUAUUUAUUAUCAAGACAUCCACAUGUACAAGAACGUUUAUUUGAAGAAAUUGAACAGGUUACCGGUGGUGAAUCGAUCAAUGCAAAACAUUUACAAAAUUUAUCCUAUGUUAAAGGAAUUAUCAAAGAAUCAUUAAGACUUUACCCCGUGGCUCCAUUUCUUACACGUUAUCUAUCCGAUGAUCUUAUUCUUGGUGGUUAUCAUGUACCAAAAGGACAAUUAGUUGUAAUAUCAUUAUUUACAACAGGAAGAAAACAAGAAUAUUUUGAACAACCAGAACAAUUUCAACCGGAAAGAUGGUUAAGACAAAAUGGUCGUAAUCGUAUUACACAUAGCCAUGCAUGUUUACCAUUUGGUAUUGGUGUACGUAGUUGUAUUGGUCGUCGUGUUGCCGAAAUACAGAUGCAAUUUUUUUUAGCACAGCUUGUAAAACGAUUCCAUAUUCAUCCAACAAGUGAUAAAGAAAUUGAUAUAAAAUUACGUAUGAUAACAGCACCGGAAAAAUCGAUUGAUUUGAUUCUUAAACAUCGAUGAUAGUAAUGAGAAAACUAUUAUCGAUUUUUUCAAUAAUUAGAAACCACCGAAAACAUAAACAAACAAACAUAAAUACUUUCAGAAACACAAUUUGGACACACAUAAACACACUUAAUACAAGUAAAAAAGAUUAAAACGAAAAACAAAAACAACAACAAUAAUUUUUUUUAUUAUAAAUUUUUUUUUUGAUAUCCCAUUUUGCUU